Rana temporaria (common frog) is the source of this 1240-nucleotide messenger RNA. RefSeq lists its product as uncharacterized. Lineage: Eukaryota; Metazoa; Chordata; Amphibia; Anura; Ranidae. The transcript has 6 exons. The record is from RefSeq and is a predicted model, not a curated record. Bases 92 to 973 code for a protein of 293 amino acids.
UCAGUAAGGAAAUGACUAGAGACUGCGCGUAAGUGGGGAACGAGAAGUUCAGAAUGUUGUAAGAGAGGAGACCUCACAGUUACACGUGCAUAUGGUAAUGGCAACAUCUUCUCUGCUCAAAAUCUUCUUAGGAAUCAUUUUACUUUGUAUUGUCUGUAUUCCUGAAUGGUUCACAACUACUGAGGGUAACGCCAUAUACUUAUCCUGUAUUCUUGUCUGCUUUGAAGAGUCCUCCUACCUUUCCACAGUGGUAUCCAAGUCUAUAAGAUGUCCUGCACAAGAAAACAACACUAAAUAUGUUCAAGAGACUGUUAACAUACAAAAUAAUAUGGUAUAUACUGUAAACUUCAGUAUAUAUAUUAAUAACGGUACCCUUUACCUCUGUGAACAACAAAGACACAUUCAUUCUGUAUUUCAAGAUAUGAAGAUACCAGAAAACACAACGUAUUUCUCGCUGGAGGUUAGUGGAAAAUAUCGUGUUUACGCAAAAGAAGAGUCAUACCUCACACUGGUGAAUAUAGAAGACAGAGACUCAUUUUUACCAUUCUCCUUUGAGAUCCAUGUUAAAAAUACUACAGGACCUGAUGGGAUUAUUGAUGAUAUGGAUUUUAAAGACAAAGGAAUGAAGACUCAUGGUGACGUUAUUAAUAUAUCAGUACAUUUUGAACGCCACGUUUCAUACUAUAAAGGGACUCUUGGCAUCAUUUGGCUGUCUUUGAUCCCACUUGUUGUUGUGGGCGGUUUUAUAUUUAUUGCCUGCAAAGUAUUAAAGGAGAAGACAACUGUUCCAACUAUAUUUUAUAAAAGAGAUUCAGCAAGUUUGAAAAGAUGCAAAGAUAAACAAAACAGAAUAUCACCAAAAACACACUGCUUACAAGAAGAUCAUCAGAAAUGCGCAGGUAAAACAAAUCUGAGGUCACACUCAGCACUCACACUACCUACGAUUGCUGAACAUCUGGAUACAGCUACGUGAUCUACUUCAGCCUUUCACACAGUAGAAGCUGCUGCUGCCACAUGGGCCUUUCACUUGUUUUAAAGGCAAAUUCAUUGCCUACAUUUUAGACAGAUUUCAAUUUGCAGUUAAAUGGUCACUAUAUUUAUUUUCUUGGUAAACUGUAUGCUCUGAUGUAAAAAUUCAUCAUGCAGUAAUCAAAAUACCUUUAGUUUUUUUCCCCCUGAAUAAAAACCACUGGAAAAUAGGAAAUACUAAAUAACAAAUUAAAGUUGUAUUUGCAAGUCA